Camellia sinensis is the source of this 478-nucleotide messenger RNA. Lineage: Eukaryota; Viridiplantae; Streptophyta; Magnoliopsida; Ericales; Theaceae. The record is from RefSeq and is a predicted model, not a curated record.
GAGAAAUAGCAGACAGAGAGCACUAGUCUAGUUCUUGGAAGAAGAAGAAGAAGAAGCAAUUAAUUUAGUUAGAGAAAGAGAGAAGAAAACAUAGAGAGAGAGAGAGAGAGAGGAUAGAUCAUGUGCAGCGGAGACGGUGAUUGCAGGCGUCUGGGGUUCCUAUUAGGCCUCCCCUUCGCCUUCCUUUCCCUCCUCAUCUCCCUAGUCGGUAUCCUCAUCUGUAUCGUCGGGUCGGUGUUGACAUGCAUAUGUCCGUGUUGUCUGUGCGUGACGAUCAUAGUGGAACUUGCCUUGGAUCUCAUCAAAGCUUCUAUUCAUGUCAUGGAGUGGUUCACCUCUCAGAUACCCUGUUGAAUUUGUCUUCUUCUUCUUCUUCUUCCAUAUUAUUAUUCACCAUAUAAUUACAAUAUGUGUUGUACCUUCUUCUGCGUAAUUAAUUAAUUAAUAACAAAAUUUUAUGUUUGAUUAUGGUGCUUGA